ACACAGUGCGUGGCAGAAAGGUGUUUUUCACUGUCUGCUAGCGUUCGAGUGAUACACUUGCGGGUAUACUGUACGCCACUUCCCGCAGUUUUGUGUCUGAAGAUUGAGCCCUGUGGCUUCGAAAUCGAUAGCGAUACGAAAACAAUAACAGGCAGCAUGUUGAGCACCUUGGCGAACUACCUCCUGGGCAGCCAGUCGUCCGAGCAGGCGGCUGUAGCACCCGAUGUCAGGCUGCGUGCCAUUGAGACUGAUGAUGACUGGCUGCUAGUCGAAACUGCUGGUGCCACAGACACCUCUAUCUCCGCCUCCGCCAGCUCACCGCCACUGUCGCUGGUACUGCGGCCGUCCGGCACACCGACGCCCACGGCUGCACGGUCGCGGUCCCUGUCGCGUGCCUCCUCUGCGUCGUCGCUGCCCUGCGAGGACUCGUGGUUCGUGACACCGCCGCCAUGCUUCACGUCAGCAGGACCCGUGCACAUGGAGACGUCACCAUUGGAGGACCUGCUCAUCGAGCACCCCAGCAUGUCCGUGUACCAGCGCUCGUGGCCGGCACGUGCUCCCACCACCGUCCCGCCACCAGCUGCCCCCGCGCCCGCCCCCCGGCGUUCAGAGUCGCUGCCCCCACCGUCACCAUCGCCUGCGCCGCGCACGCCAUCACUGUCGCCAUCACCUCCCCCAACACCUGCAGUGGCACGCCGCCCCCGUGAUCACCACUCGCCCCCGCCGCCACCUCCAGCCGCCGCUGUGCAGCCACUGCCCAGGCGACACAAUGUGUACGCGCUGCAGCACCGCCAGCAGCAGCAGCUGCUUACGCUCAGGUCCAGUCAGAAGGUGCAACAGCGCAGAGCAUGCCAAAUGCUCAAGAGAAAUCAUCUUGAGCGCCAAAACAAGGCUCGUGAAAAUAAUUCCAGGAAGAAAGUACUGCGACGCUCCGACUAUAUGCAACAUCACUCAGGGGCAAAUAACAAUAGAAAGUGCUAGCUUUAGCUCACUUAUUCAAUGAUCUCACACUCAGUAAAUGAAAAAAAAAUUUUACUGGGUGACAAAAUAUUGUAAAUUUAAAAAUACCACAAAAAAGUGUUCACUCUGAUGUCCACACAUCUGCCUGCAAUUACAAAUGAACAUUUGCAAUUUAUAUAUGCUAACUGAAGAGUUUCUUGUUAAAUGUGGCACAUUAGAAUAAGUGAAAUAAUUUUUAUUAUGAUAUAUUGCCUGCACAAUGAUAUGGUGCAGAACUAAGUAAUAAUAUAACUAGCAGCUAUUGUUUUCUUCAUUAUUGUGAUAAAAAAAUCUAAAUGGAAAUAAUAAGCAGGGCCUUCUACUUAUGAAACUGCACGUAGAUGUUAUACAGUGAUGUCUCAAAUACCAAAACAUAUGUACACACCUGCAAGUACAUAUAUUUACAACAACAACAAAAAAAAACUUAUUAAAAGUGAGACAUCCUUGUUUGUGUUACUAAUCAGGAUUUUUUGGUUGAAGUGUUAGAGAACAUGUGAUCCUUAAAAUGGAGGCCUUUUAUACUAAUAUUUACAAUUAUUUUGUAGAAAUGUUGUGUUUAUUUUUCAACUUUCUUCACUGUUAUUUGCGAUGGAGUCCAUUAACCACUUUCAUGGCGAACAGUGUUUGUCCUUUUUUCUGCAUAUGGAUGUUAAAUAGCAAUUACAUAUCUCAGGAAAGUAAAGUUCUACGCAAUAUGUAACUAUUUUACUAUUUCAGGAAGCAUAUUACAUCUCAAAUAAUGAAAACUGCUGCAAUACUCUGGCAUGGAUGCAGAUAUUCUUAUCUUUAAAAUUGUAUAGCUCUUCACAUACACUUUGUAUUUGGUUAAGAGAGAUUCAAAAUAACAAAAAGGAUUUCUCAGUUCAACCGCUUACAAUAGUCAGUGUGAAGUUCCCAUCAUUCUUGUUUUAACACAAUUAUACUGCCUUUUAAACAGUUAUACAUUUUAAUACCACUUAAAUUAUAAGUGGCUUUUAUUUAUGAUAAUUGUGUAUGUAUUGUGAUAUUUAUACUCAAAUUGUAUAUACUCUAAACAAGCAUAGGAAGUAACUAGCUUUAUGAUGCCUGUAUGUGUGUAAGCUGAAGUAGUACAUUAUUCCAUAUCUUACAACUCUAAAAGAAAUAGUGAGCUUUUUAUAUGCAGUUUCUUGCAUACUUCAACUAUUUUUUUUUUCACUACUGAUGCACUUUUAUGUGAGAGAGGUGGUAUUACUAAAGCACAACAAGUUAUAACCUCCAUGUGCACUGUGGUUCCUAAUCCAAUUUAUCUUGGCAUUAAUCAGUGCACAUUCAGACCCUAGAACUUCUUUUUAAUGUGACACACCCUCUGCCAUUUAAUCUUGUCACUACACAUUUUGUUGCUAGUUCUGAAAGUUGUCACCUGGGACAAUAUGAUUCAAUAACUUUAGCCUUUUGGGUAUGAUCUGUCUUCUUUAUUUAACACUAUAAAUGAAAUGUACCCUCUGUUGAUAAUACAAUGUAUCUAAUGUCCAUUAUUCUUCUCAGAACUCAUAUACAUAAAGAGUAAGUAACCUCUUAUUGCAGAUGACAGCAGUAAAUGCAAACCAAACUGUCCAAAGACUAUACAUUUAUGCAACAGCUGUCCUUAUUUGGUAAUUUUUAAGGGAAAAUACAAAGUAAAAAUCAAAGCCAAGGAAUUCAGGUAAAUACUGCAUGAGUAUGUUUCCAGGUGUUCUGCCUAGUAGUAAUUUCUGUUUUACUCACAAUAUUUUCACAACUAACCCAGCCGUCAUCUCCAGGUGCAUAACAGCAAAACUAGCAGCACAUGGAGAAGAUGGCUGGAUCACCUGUAGAAAUAUUGUGAGUAAAAUGUAAGCAAUGUGGCAGAGUCCCCAGACUCAUAUGAUUAAUCAGUCAUACUGUGAAAGCUGAGAGAAAUCGCACGAUCAUGCACUAUUUACCUGAAUUUCUGCCGAGUUGCUGUUUCCAUUUUACACCCAAUAUUUCGACAACUGACCCAGCCAUCUUCUUUGGAUGCAUAGCAGCAAACCUUGCAGCACCCAAAGACGAUGACUAGGUCGGUUGUAGAAAUAUUGUGCGUAAAAUGGAAACAACAACUCGGCAGAACCCCUAGAAGCACAUUAUUAGUCAAUCAUGCCAAGAAAACCUGUGAGAUCAAAUAGCACACGUUUUCUGAUGUGAUUACAACAGAUGACACCUUUAUCAGUCCAAUACAAAAACUGAAAUGUGUGCCUUCCUUGACUUGUAUUGUGCUUUGAGAUGAACAACUUGUAAUUAUGUCUUAGGUGUUCUUUGACAACCUCUUCACAAAACAUUGCUUUACUGUCAAAGUGCUACUUCAUUAUGAUGCCAAUAUAAUACCUUGCAGCUGUAACACAAAUCCUGAAUACCGGUACACGUUUGAGGACUCUAUUCUUCACACAACCAGUUAGAAAAAACUUUAUCAACAAUUCUCUUACAGUAUGUGCUAAAGAGUGGCUUUUGAUCAGUCAGUUAUGCAGCAUUCUGUACAUAAUUUUUUUUUAAAAAAAGAAGCAGCAUAAAUUCAGAUGAAAUAACAGAAGGAAGACAAAACUGAUUCAAGUUAUAUUUUUUAGGACUAGAGAGAAAUUUCUGAUAUGUAUGUAUGUAUGUAUUUAUUUAUUUAUUUUGGUUACUAAAUAAUAACACUAAAGUACAAGUUUUGUCUCCUGAUUAGACUUCAAAAUGUUGCAUGUAUGCUAUUAAAUUUCUGAAUU
Messenger RNA from Schistocerca gregaria, 3719 nucleotides. It is a transcript of the gene TP53INP, whose product is annotated as tumor protein p53-inducible nuclear protein 2. The transcript is spliced from 4 exons. Gene Ontology annotation, biological process: positive regulation of DNA-templated transcription; autophagosome assembly. The record is from RefSeq and is a predicted model, not a curated record. Bases 157 to 981 code for a protein of 274 amino acids. Gene Ontology annotation, cellular component: nucleus; autophagosome. NCBI's taxonomy places the organism in Eukaryota, Metazoa, Arthropoda, Insecta, Orthoptera, Acrididae.